This is a messenger RNA of Hydra vulgaris (swiftwater hydra), 702 nucleotides long. Its product is annotated as mitotic spindle assembly checkpoint protein MAD2A. The record is from RefSeq and is a predicted model, not a curated record. Lineage: Eukaryota; Metazoa; Cnidaria; Hydrozoa; Anthoathecata; Hydridae.
UAGGCCUUAGAGUUAACGCGAUGUGGGAAAUGCUCCUAAACUAUUUUAGUCAAUAAAAUACUUUUUUAACCAGCUAAAAUAGUAAAGAACAACAAAUGCGUAAAAAAAUCUUAUAUAAUGGAAUAUUCUCAAACAAUAUCAUUAAAUGGAUCUGUGGAAUAUGUUGUUAAAUAUUUAAGUUUUGCAGUCAACAAGAUAUUGUAUGAGCGAGGAAUAUAUCCAGAAGAAAAGUUUACAGAAAGAAACAUAUUUGGAUUUACAAGAAAAUUUGUUGAUAUACCUGAAAUUGUAGAAUAUUUAAACCAUUUUUUCAGCCAACUAAGUGUUUGGUUAUUAAAGGAAGAGGUUGAUAGAGUUGUCCUUGUUAUCGGAUCUAUAAAACAGAAUCAAGAUUUAGAGAGAUGGCAGUUUCAAAUAAACACACGGACACAAAGUGUAGCUAUGAGUACAGAUAACGUUAAUAGUGAAGUUCAUGGUAUUGAUGCCCAGAUAAAUUCAUGUAUCACCACAAUGAUACCUUUAGAGGAAUUGUGUUCUUUUAACUUAAUUGUAUAUGCGAACACCCAAUGUGAUACACCUCAAAAUUGGCAUGAAUGUAAUGAACAUUAUAUUUCCAAUGCAGAAGAAUGUAUUUUAAAAUCAGUAUCAACACCUUGUCAUGAAGUUAACUUGGCAUUUUGUUAUAAACAACUGUAGCAUAUA